AUGGCGAACUCCGUGAAUCCCACCAAGGCCCUCAAGGCCGUUCACUUUGGAGCUGGCAACAUCGGCCGUGGCUUUGUCGCCUGCUUUCUGCACAACAGCGGCUACGAGGUUGUCUUUGCCGAUGUCGUGCCCGAUGUCGUUGACAAGCUCAACUCCACCAAGGAGUACAAGGUCAUCGAGGUCGGCACCGAGGGCACAACAGAAAACAUCAUCACCAACUACCGUGCCAUCAACUCGAGAACUCACGCAGACGACCUCGUCAACGAGAUUGCAACCGCUGAUGUUGUCACAUGCUCGGUCGGCCCCACCAUUCUCAAGUUCAUUGCACCUGUCAUUGCCCAAGGUAUCGACAAGCGAGCUGAUGACCUGAAGCCGCUGGCUGUUAUUGCCUGCGAGAACAUGAUCAACGCCACCACCGCCCUUGCCGACCACAUCAAGGACCCCAAGAACACCCCUGCAGAGCGCCUCGACUCUCAUCACAAGCGCGCCCGUUACGCCAACUCUGCUAUUGACAGAAUUGUCCCUGCGCAAGAUGCCGAUGCCGGUCUGAACGUCAAGCUCGAGAAAUUCUACGAGUGGGUUGUGGAGCAGCUCCCGUUCGAGGGCGAGCAUCCCCCCAUCGACGGCAUCAACUGGGUUGAGCAUCUCGAGCCCUACAUCGAGCGUAAGCUGUACACCGUCAACACCGGCCAUGCAACCGCUGCCUACCAUGGAUACAACCGCAAGAAGCGCACCGUUUACGACGCACUCCAAGAUAAGGAGAUCCUGGCCGAGGUGAAGAAGGCUCUUGCCAAUACCUCGGACCUGAUUGUUUCCAAGCACGAAACCACAGAGGAGGAGCAAGCUGCAUACGUCAAGAAGAUCAUCUCCCGCAUUGGAAACCCUCACCUCGAGGAUGCUGUCGAGCGUGUCGGUCGUGCCCCCCUCCGUAAGCUUGGGCGAAAGGAGCGGUUCAUCGGACCCGCUGCCGCGCUUGCGGAGAUGGGCAAGGACUGCAGCGGUCUUCUCGAUGCUGCUGAGAUGACACUGCGUUUCCAAAAUGUGGAGGGCGACGAAGAGUCUACGGAGCUCGCCCAGAAGAUGGCCACCAUGGAUGCCGACUCCAUAGUGGGCGAGGUCUGCGGCCUGCAGAAAUCGGAGAAGCUGUACCCCAUGAUGGUGGACAUCGUGAAGAAGGUGCAGGCCGAUGCCGAGGACUAG
This is a messenger RNA of Diaporthe amygdali, 1200 nucleotides long. RefSeq names its product mannitol-1-phosphate 5-dehydrogenase. Gene Ontology annotation, biological process: mannitol catabolic process. Bases 1 to 1200 code for a protein of 399 amino acids. Gene Ontology annotation, cellular component: cytosol. The record is from RefSeq and is a predicted model, not a curated record. NCBI's taxonomy places the organism in Eukaryota, Fungi, Ascomycota, Sordariomycetes, Diaporthales, Diaporthaceae. The transcript has a single exon. Gene Ontology annotation, molecular function: mannitol-1-phosphate 5-dehydrogenase activity.